This is a messenger RNA of Alosa sapidissima (American shad), 7095 nucleotides long. RefSeq names its product neuronal growth regulator 1 (gene negr1). The record is from RefSeq and is a predicted model, not a curated record. Lineage: Eukaryota; Metazoa; Chordata; Actinopteri; Clupeiformes; Clupeidae. The coding region runs from base 239 to 1336 and encodes 365 amino acids. The transcript is spliced from 8 exons. Gene Ontology annotation, cellular component: neuron projection.
GGAUCAGAGCCUGGGGGUUGUCUGCUGCUAGGUCGGCGCCCGUUUUACAUUUCCUCACUAGAUGGUGUGCAAGCCACUGGAGAGUACACUUCAGCGCGUAGUACAGCUCUGAGAAAACAAACCUUGGAAACUACACACCGCAUCAUUUCUUGUGGUUUUAAGGAAGAGAGGGGUCGGGAUUAACGUUUCAGCUCACAUUUUUCAAGCGCACAACGAGGACAAUAUUAAUCGAGCUGUGAUGGACAUAAUGAACGCGGUGCAGGAUGCGUGUGUCUCCGGUCAGUGGCUCACCGCUAUCAUUCUUAGCCUUUGCUGCGUUCUUCCCUCCUGUAUGCCUGCUGGACAAACUGUGGACUAUUCCUCAAUUACAAGUGCUGUCUUCAAACAAGGAGACACGGCAAUAUUGAGAUGCUACCUGUUGGAUGGAAAAUCGAAAGGAGCAUGGUUGAACCGCUCUAGUAUCAUAUACGCAGGGACUGACAAAUGGUCAGGAGAUCCUCGCGUGUCCAUUGUAACAAGUGUUGGGGACAAACAUGAAUAUAGCCUUCAGAUACAAAAAGUGGAUGUAACGGACGACGGCCUGUAUACCUGCUCGAUCCAGAGUAAGCGCAACAUACAGCCCAAGCACAUUCAGUUAACUGUAAGAGUUCCUCCCAAGAUAUAUGACAUCUCAUCUGAUAUCACGGUAAAUGAAGGCAGCAAUAUUUCCCUCCUCUGCAUUGCCUCUGGCAAGCCAGAGCCGACGAUCUCCUGGAGACACAUCACGCCAUUAGCCAAGAAGCAGGAGAGCGGGGAGUAUUUGAACAUCACAGGAAUAACUCGAGAUCAAGCGGGAGACUAUGAGUGUGGCGCGGGGAACGACGUCUCCUCACCGGACACCAAGACCGUGAGAGUCACCGUCAACUUUCCCCCCAACAUCCAUGAGAUGAAGGGUAACAGCGGGGGUCUGCGUCGUCCUGCCCUGCUGCGCUGUGAGGCGGCCGCUGUCCCCACUGCAGACUUUGAGUGGUACAAGGGAGAGAAGAGGCUGUACAGAGGCCAGGGGAUUGAAAUCAAGAACCUCAGCACCAGAUCUAUACUCACAGUUACCAAUAUGACAGAGGAUCGCUAUGGUAACUACACAUGUGUGGCCAUCAACAGGCUGGGAACAGCCAAUGCCAGCGUGCCUCUGCUCCCAAUUAUUGAACCAACCACACUUAUUGAACCCACCACCACUGGUGCUGUGUCAAGCCCAGCGCCCAACACGGCACCAUAUGGGAGCACGGGGAGCGCCGGCGUCCUGCUGUCCUGCCGAUACCUGAUCCUGGUGCUGUCCUGCGUCGUCACUGUUUACUAGUCCACAGACGGCAGCGCCGCACCGCACCGCGUCGCUUUGCGCCGGCCACACACAAAAUGACUGUAAAGGAAAUGCCCUCCAGCGAUUUCACCAAUCUGUGCUGAUUGCCGGGCCUAAUCUGGUAGAGUUUGUUCAAAAGCAGCGUGGGAUAUAAUCAGCGUUACUUGUUUUGGGGAUGGUCAUUUUUUGCUUUUGUUUUUGUUUCUUUUGUUUGUUUGUUUGUUUGUCUGUUUGUUUUCUGUUUUUGAUUUAGAUUUUCAGUUUUCUUCCUCUGGAAUUAUAUCCAUUGUAAAUAGUUACAAAAUUGUUUUUGGUUGGUUUUUUCGCAUAUUUUUCUGAUUACCCACUUUGUGAAUCAGUUCACAUUGUCACCCCCUCAAAGCAACAAUCCUAGCCAUACUUUUCCACCGAUGGAGGAAUGGCUGCUAAUUGGCUCCGUGUUUGUGUAAGAGACUGGGAAGAGGGACUCAGUGCGCCAGAGCAUCGUUUGCAUACUAAUGUCAACACUGUCACCUAGGUCCUCGUAUUCAUUUAAACCAAACCAUUAAGCAGCCACUGACCUUCACCUCCGAAGCCUCUGACCCCAGAAUAACACCUUACAUCCAGCUUGAUCUGGGAGAGGCCUCCCGUUUCCUUUCUUUUCUUUUUCCCCUCACGUUUGAGUUUAGUCAAAUGGCAUCGUGGGUAAUUUUGUUAUUCUGAAUCUUCUGACACAAUAUCCCAGGUCGAUUGCGGUUUGGGUAGUAUUGUGUCUGAAGAUGUGUGUGAAUGAAUGAAUGAAUGAAUGAAUGAAUGAAUGAAACAGAGAGGUAGAAGCAAACAGAUGACUAGACGUGUGAGAGUGUUAUUGCUGAGAGUGGGACCAUACAGGUAUGAACACUUAAUGAGUCUCUAAUGGAUUCUUAGAACAUUGCAGCAUCAGCAAAAUGCUCCUUUCUGAAAGCUUGAGGAAGCAGGACAAAAACAGAGGCAGAAGUCACACUAAACAGGCUGAAUGCACCACUGGCUAUCUGUUUAAGCGCCAAUCCCUACGAUCCAGAGUAUUACUUUUUUAUUUCCUUUUUAUCCAUCCAGAAUUUAAUUAUGAACUCAGAAUGAGAGAGAGAGAGAGACAAAGAGUCUGCCAGCAGCAAAAUCCUAUCCGUGCCAAAAAAAGUUAAAGCCAGUGUGGAGAUAUUGUCGUUUAACUCCGAAAACAGAUUGCUGUGUCACUCUCUUUCCUCCUGCUCCAUUCAUAAAGGACAAACAGAAUCAGUGUUUAAACCAUUACCUGAGUGGAAAAGAAUAGGAUCACAUGGGUUGUUCACAAGAAUGAAUUAUGUGUUAGAUUAUGAAAGAGUAUUCUCCUGGCCUAUUUGUCUCCUUCAGAAAGCACAUGCACUGUAAAAUAUUAGCACACUCGACAUAAAUCAGUCAAACAGGAUGAGCUGACAGGGUUAGGUUAUGCCAACAUGUAGUGUCAAUUUUGUGUAAUAAACUUGACACUUCACAUUGACAUAACUUAUUCUAAACAACAGAAUUACUUGACUGAGUUCUUUUGAGUUUGCUAAUCUUCCUUUACAGUACGGGAUUAUGUUACUAGUGUUCUCAGAGUGAUUGGGGGGGGGGGGGGGGAUUUGACCAGUAUUUAUUGUGACUGAAUAUAUCACCAUGUCUGCUGUUAUUGUAAGUUAUUUUAAUUUUGUUUCAAAGCUAUGAGGGAUUUUACUUUAAAUAAAAUUAUCAGUAUGUUUCAUUUGUUUGUUUGUGAAGAGAUUUAUGAUAGGUUUUUGCAAUAUAUUCUGUUUGUUUAUACAGUAAAUAUGACAUAAUAGAUAUGGAGGGAGGGGGAAACAUUGUUCAAUAACCUCAUUUAAAAAGCAUUAACACACAUCGAACAAAAAUGUGAAAUGAUUAUCAAAUGAGAGAAGUACAGUAAGACAUAGUUUACAAUGUUUGUCUGUUAUUUUAGAUGCCAUAAAUGCAGUUGGUUCUUGUCAAAUAAAUAGAUGAAAAUGAAGAAAAAAAAAUAUUUGUAAUCCAAUUAUCUACUUUUUGAAAACUCAGAGGAUGUGAACCAGUAACAUACUGUAGAAAUGAGUCACUUGUGUGUAUAUUUGAAGGCAGUAGAAUUCAUUUUUUAUCUAACCUGUAGAAGCCAGGGGUAAGCUUUAGUAUGACCUCGACAUUCCUACACACUCGCUGUGUGGGUGACGAUGUGCAGAAAAUAUGGUUGUCCUGCAUGUCAAAUUAAUGUCUUUUAAAGGUGGCCAAUUAUCACAAGACGAUAUUUUAACCAGUUUCAGGAAUGUUAUGAUGACGCGAUUUCAUUACAUCACUGGGAAUGUACUUACCAUGUAUUGCAUAAUAAUGGUUUUCUGUUUCACCUACUUCUGUUGAGUAUAACUGUGUAACAAAAUAUUGUGAGACUGUUUUAAACCUGGCACAGUGGUGACUGCACCGUAGAAUGGGGUCUGUGUUCUCAACACCUAUGUUAAUGGCUUUCUAUGAGUAUAAAUGUUGUUUCGUUGUGAAUGAACCCAUGUUUACCCUGUGAGUAUUAGAGUUGACAGAUCUAUACAGACGCAGCAUAUAUUUGCAUAAAAAAGACAUCUUAAUCAACUCUGUGUUGUGCAAUAUAUUAAUACAGCCUAAUUCAUCCACUAACUUCACCUGUAGCAACAGAUUAAACUCAUAAGAAGAAAUUCAUUCAAAGCAUUUGUAUUAAAAUGGCAUUUUCGAGGUGAAUGUCUUUGCUGAGCUUCACGGUCUUUUGCAGACACCAGUGUGCCACCACUAUGUUUGUUUGGGGUGUUUGUAUGCUACACCUAUGACCUUUUUACGAAGCUUUUAAUCAGUAACAUUUGGGAUGGAAUUUGAUGAAGGGGCUUUUACUGGGCUAAGUUUGACGUUUCUUUAGCCUUUAUAUUGCUUGACUGAAUUCCCCCGAGACUUUAAAAUAGUAAAGUGUACACAAAAUUUCAAAGUUGCUUGACCUGUUGUGCUGACCCCCCUUUUUCUAAGCAAAAUAACCAAUCAGAGAGGUUUAUUUUUCCCUGCUUAUCAAAUAGAAGCCAUAUUGCAUCAGCAGUGGUCUUCCCCCUUACGAAGCGAAAAAGGUUCUCUGCCUGGGUUAUCAUUAGCAGCCUUUUAAAUCCUCCACUGUCUGAUAAGGGGUGUUUAAAUGCUCUUUUAAUUAUGACUGGCCCGUGCCCCAGUGUUGGACGGGAGGGCGUCCGAGGCGGAAUUAGAGGAAACACUAGGACCCUCUCUGACCUCACCUGAAACGACGCUAAUCACUUGGACUCAUGGUCAGUGCUCUGAAUGAGGACUAGACGUCUGAUGUUUCCUUUUUCUCGUUGCUUAAUUACCAAGCAAAGAUCAAACCUGAGUCUACAUGGGGAACAUGUACUGUAUUGAAUGUGCCUUUAAAGUAUUUGAGAAGUUAAAUACCAUCUUCAAGCCUCAUGUUGAAACUCAUUAUUUUGUGUGUGUGUGUUACAUUUAAAAGAUCUGCUCAUUGUAUUAACGUGAAUGUCCUCAAGUGAGUGUGAUUUCCAUACAGAUCAAACAUAUACGUUUAAUUAUGCAUGGUAUACAGUUAACUCAUACUUCAUCAUUUGAUUUGUGUGUUGCUAGUAUUGGACAAGUUCAUCUUGCGUUAAUGAUGGAUUUCUUUUUUAUUGCUACUCAAACAUUUAUGUUCAUAAACAGAUCCAAUCCUGUCUCACCAUUGAGGAAAACAGACAGGAUACAGCCCAAAGACACAGUUGAUCACAGCUGAUGUUUGAGAAAUUAAAUGUGACCGAAAAUAUAUAUAUAUAGUUUCUCAUGUCGAUGCAUGUUUGCUUUUUAACUGAGCCUAAGUUCUCCUUAAUUAUCUCCAACCUGUCCAAGCAUCUAACAACUAACCUCAGAGAUUCUAAGCUGAUGUUACGAUACAGAAACUUUGCACAGUGCCAAGACUUACAAAUGUUUGGCCACUCAAUGCUGUAUACCUUCCUCAACAGUCAUUGAAAUUUAAUAAACGAAUAUUUUGAUAUUUUAAAAAAGAAAAAACAAAACCAAUCCAAAUGCACUAGGGAAAAGACCAUAUCUGGUUCAGAAGCGUGAGCUGCAGUCAGUGAUUCAUGCCCGCCCAUCGUCCUCCUGUAGAUUAUUUCUGUUCAUUGGGACACACACACUUUUACUGGUGUGGUGACGAUAACGGAGAACAUUCGCAUCGCUGCUGCCCAUUCUUCUCCUCAGACGCGCUCGCCAAAACAGACACUCUGCCAACGGUUAAUUUCCUGUUGUCGAGACGUAUAUGAUGUAUGCCAUUUGCUAGCUAGGACAAGGUGGGGGUACAUUACCAUGAUUAAAAUCCUCUCAAGCCAUUCUCUCUCUCUUUCUUCUCUCCCUCUCUCUCUUCUCUCUCCAUCUCUCUAUUCUCUCUCCAUCUCUCUUCUCUCUCCCUCUCUCCAUCUCUCUCUCAGUCUCUCACCUUGCCUUGUUCAUUACCAAGGCAUCUCUCACAAAGUCAAAAGGGGGAGAGCGGUGAGGUGAGGUCAGGAGCGUUGACUCCUCCGGACCCACGCCCGCGGCUCCUAAAAGCCUUCCUGUGCCUUUGUAAGUGUUUUUGCCAAGGGUGUUUGGAGGGGGCAGGGGUGGCUGCCUCCACAGCUCUCAGUGAUCCAGGAGCACUCUGCGGAGCUCAUGGGAGCUUUGUUUUUAUUUCUUUUUUCUCAAACUAUUUAAAUAACACGCGAAAUCAGACUCCACGAUACGCCAUGACAUUUGUCAUUCUGCAGGGUGCGAAGCUUUCUUCUCUGUCUACCUACCUAUAUAGCCACCCACUCUCUCUUAACGCUCUAAACGUGUUUAACAUUUGAAAGCUCCAUGUAGUCAUGUAGAUUUGCAAAACAAGCGCCAUUGUGUGCACUUGCUGCAAGCUUGGUGUUAAGUUAUUAACAUUGAUCAUUAACUUUAAGAGAAAAUGUCACAUGAAUGUGUUUUAAUUAUUUUAUCAGGAAGUUUACACCCACCGCCUCUACACACACACACACACACACACACACACACACACACCACCACCACGGCCCCCACCACCCACAUUCCCAUCUUCCAUCACACACACACACACACACACACUGCCAACCUGAGAACACAGAGCUCUUAUAAGGCUCCCUAUUUAGUGUUAACAUGGCCCUCAGUAUUCCCAGUGAGCUGGAAAAUAAGUUUGCUAAGCAAUGGUGCAGACUGACGCAAUUCAAAAUAUUUAACAGAACAGUUUAAUCCUGUCCUCUGUUCUCCUCUCCUCUCCUCGCUGCAGGCAAAUGUACAGCACAUAGGGCCAGUUUGUUUAUUGUACGACAAGUUCAGCUGUCAGCAUACAACAUGCUCUAAAUCAGAUUCAGUCAGUUGGGAGAGGUCCAAUGCAAGGAGAAAUCACGAUCGCGCGACUGGCAGCAAAUUGAGUCUUGUUCUUUGAUAAUGUACAAUGAGGCAACCGAGAUCCAUUCCACUUUUAAUGUAUUGACUGUCAUCCGAGCAUCAGAGCUUAACUUAUUGUUGCCGUUCAGUAUGAUCAUGUGUUUAUUUGAGGGGAAAUAAUCAAUAGCCUUCAGACUGACUAAUCCGCAAGACCAUGUAGUAUUACAAGUUUACAAUGAGCGACAUUUGUUAUUAGUUCAGCCAUGUUUCAUCCUUUCUCGUUGUUGUGGAUCAAUUCAUGUGUUUUUUUUGUUUUGUUUUGUUUUUUUUGGAAAAUGUAUUAAUUUAUUUUUUCUCUUUCACUACAA